This is a messenger RNA of Arachis ipaensis, 2305 nucleotides long. The record is from RefSeq and is a predicted model, not a curated record. Lineage: Eukaryota; Viridiplantae; Streptophyta; Magnoliopsida; Fabales; Fabaceae.
CAUUGGCUCCCUAUACUUUCUCACAUACUGCAACUGCCUAUCACAAUCUUUUUUAUCUUAAUGGCCAUAUUGUUAGCGCCUGAUGCCUUGUCGACAGAAUAGGCUCCCACCAAAAAUGCUAAACUUAGAACUAAUUUAACUAUAUCGGAACCUUCGUCGCUGAUACUGUCAAUCGGAACUUCAACCAAAAUUGUUGUUUUUACUCCUAGUCCUUGGAUAUUGGUACUAUGAAACCCAAUUUGAGAAGAGAUCAACUACACUGACCUGAGAGAAUUUUCUUGGAUCCAAGAAAGGGAAGUUCACUUUCCUUUAUCGACGAGACAUGGCUUGACUUGGUGCUAUCCACGGCUCCAAAUGAAAGUCUAUGAUAUCCUCCUUUAGUUGUAAUCUGAAGCCACCAUCGGUGACUCUUACGGUUGCUGUGGUCCCGCGCCAUUGACCCUAGAAUAAGAGGAAGGAUUCGCACGCGUUUCUCCCUCUUCCUUAUCGGGUUUGGUUCUUCUGGGUGUGCUACCUUGUGUCAUGGAGCUACUUGCUAAAGUUGAGACAGGGAUAAUUUGCUUUGGAAUGUUCAUGUCAGCCACUUCAAUUUCCGAUAGGGAUAAAAGCCCAAUCUGUUUGUUUGAGGAGUCUCAUCCCGUAGUAUCUCACGCAGCUCACUUGGAAGGUAUCUACUCCAAUUUCUCCUCAAUUUUCCGUCCGACUCCAAUGUUGCCGCAGUAUGCGCCAGGUUGUUUGCCUCCCUGGAGACCCAAUAAAGCAGGUACUGAUUUAGAAACGCAAGGCUUGGAUUCGUGUGGCAUUCAUUGUUCAAAUGCAAUGAUUUCUAGUUUUCUACAGAGAAUAAGUCAUCUUCUGAAGUGGAUAAGCAGUUGAGCAAGUAUCAAUGCCAUGAAGCUUGCAAGGAUGUUGUCCCGAAUCAUCAAGUUAGUGAAAAUCUAAUAAAUAUCUUCAUUCUUCACUCAAUUCUAUUCUUUACCAAAUAAAUUUUUGGAAGUGUCACAUCCCACAGCAUCUAUAAAAAGAUACAUUUGAAAAACCAAAAGCUCAUGAGCUUUCAUAAUUUUUUUUUUUGUGUGUUUUAUAAGUCAAAAGUAUUCAAAGAAUAUGGUAACCUUUUGUUGAGUACUUUAGUCUCUGUUUUAUUUGUUUAUUUUCUUAGUUUUCUACUGUAAUAAGAUUUACGUUUAAUGUGUCGAGCUCUCUUUUAAAAAAAAAAAAAAAACAAAAAAACAAAAACCUUCUCUUAGUUUAAAUUAAAAACUUACCUAUUUAAAUUAGAACAUAUUCUCUGACCCAAAAAUGAAAAAAAAAUAAAUAAAUAAAACACGAUUAAAUAUUUUAUGAUAUAUCUUGUAAAAAAUAAGUGUCUUAUGAGUGGAGUCUUUUCAUUAGAAAAUAUUAACGUAUUCAAAAUUUCAAUUAUUUUGUUUUUGUGUCAAAAUUUUCAAUUAUCUGAACUUAUUAUAGACCUGAUGUAAAAACUUUGUCGUCAUAUAUUAUAAGUGUUUCAAUUCCAAAAUUUCCCAACAAAAUUCUAGCUUUUUGUCUUAUUCUUAUUGGCCGGAAUAUUCUAUUUACCCAAUCAAAAUCCAAGAUAGUCAACCAAAUCAUACAUAGGUAACAUAAUAACAUCUUGUAUUCUAUUUAUUAAAUUAGAUUAAAGGUCUGAUUAAGAGUUCAAAUGGAAAAAUUAACUCUUGCAUCAUCUUAUUUACAAAAUUGAGCAUCGUCAGCUAAGAGAGAACUGAAUUACUGAGUUGGUAGAUCCGUAAAAGAGUUUUAAAAUUACAAGAAGACAACCCUAGCUCAAUUAAUAAAACCAUAUGCCUUUUAAUAUGCUGCACCCGGAUUCAAAUCUUGGUGAAUGUGCCAAGUGUUGAAUAUGAGCCUUUUAGUGUUGUGUGGGUGUGUGUAGCUGCACCCGGAUUCAAAUCUUGGUGAAUGUGCCAAGUGUUGAAUAUGAGCCUUUUAGUGUUGUGUGGGUGUGUGUAGCGUUAGUGUGUUGUGAUACCUAGCAUUGGGGGUUGUCCAAUCUAUCUGACCACAAAAAAAAAAAGGUAAGACGACCUUACUAAAAGACUAUUGUCUAGGAACUGCAGUGAAAAAUGAAAACCCUAAUACUGCAAAUAGAGCAAGAAGUUCUACAAGAAUGUGAGCCGGAUGCUCAAUGAUUACUGGCAUUUCCAGAUUAUUAUUUACCGCCAAGUGUCUAGAAGGAAUCAACUCGAUAUUCCAAAAGGGGCGAGCCAUAGCCAAAAGAUCGCGUCCAGAAGAAGAGGCACCAUAGCCUUGCACCCACAAG